Lacerta agilis (Sand lizard) is the source of this 1074-nucleotide messenger RNA. It is a transcript of the gene CDKN1A, whose product is annotated as cyclin dependent kinase inhibitor 1A. Gene Ontology annotation, molecular function: cyclin-dependent protein serine/threonine kinase inhibitor activity. The record is from RefSeq and is a predicted model, not a curated record. NCBI's taxonomy places the organism in Eukaryota, Metazoa, Chordata, Lepidosauria, Squamata, Lacertidae. Gene Ontology annotation, cellular component: nucleus. The transcript has 3 exons. The coding region runs from base 16 to 597 and encodes 193 amino acids. Gene Ontology annotation, biological process: regulation of mitotic cell cycle; signal transduction by p53 class mediator.
GGGAGGAGAGGCGCGAUGCCCCGCCCCUUCACGAGAGGGGGCGGAGUCUUGGAAAGGCUUUAUGUAGUCCUGCCGGGAGCUGCUACGCUCACAGCUACCGAGAGCAGACGGCGCCUCCGAGCGAAGGAAGGCAGCGAAAGAGAGAGAGCUGGAAACAUGCCUCUGUCUAAGAGCAACCUCCUUCGUUCUCCCUGCAGCAGGAAGCUUUGCAGAAACCUCUUUGGACCAGUAGAUCACGACCAGCUUCAAAAGGACUUCCAGUCCUUGAUGAAGGCCCAGCUGGAGGAGGCUCAGCAGAAGUGGAACUUUGACUUUGAAUCGGAAACCCCGCUUGAAGGGAACUAUAAAUGGGAAAAGGUGUCUCAUCUAAACAGGAUGCCAUCUCAAGAUCUGCUGAGCCCCACAAAGGAAGACAGUUGUGCCGGUGAAAAGAGCUUGAGCUCCCCAGUGCUUCUCAAGAUGCACACAAAGACAGACAGGCCAACACAAGUGGCUCGCAAGUCUGGCUCCCCGAGGUCUUCCAAGCGAAAGCAGACAACUAUCAAAGACUUCUACAGCUCCAAGCGGAGAACUGUCCCCUGCAAGUCAGACCCAUGAUAACUACAUUGCAAACAAAAUGCAUCCAUGCAGUCUCUGGGCUAAAGGAGCUGACCUGCCUUCACCGCUAUUAGCUGGAAUGGCCGACUUGGACACAACACUCAGUGCAGGCCGCAGACUUGACUGUUUGAAGGAGCAGCUAGUUAGAGUAAUGACUUCUGCUCUGAGGCUCUUACUUUACAUAAAAACUAUGUAGCGGACUAGUGUAACACUUCAGAAGGAUGUAGAAUUCUUUUCCUUAUUUAUGAUGGCACUGGAGCUUUAUGUGCAAUGGAAUAUAUUGUAAAGCCUUAUCCUAAAAUAGACUUAAGUUGCUGGGGGAGAUGCUUAAGCAUGAUGGCAAAAGGGAAGGAUCAGUGCAAGUACUGCUUGUGGCUGAGACCUUUCAUACACCUGUCUCAGGUAUGAGUCACUUUGCAGGUGCAAGAUCUGAAGGAUUGUAUUUUCCUAGGCCUGUGAUCUUGCUCUCUCUUUCUU